AUGUGGAGUUUUGUCAUGGCAGCAUCUGUAAUCCUGGCACUAGGAACAGAAUAUUAUUCCCAUGUUCUCAGGACAACUCUGAAUCCUGAAGUUCUUUUAAAUGCUAGUCAGAUCAUUCUCUACUGGAAAUACCCACUUGAAGAGCAUGAAGUUGAAACUGCUGAUUCAUAUAUCCUUACCCUUCAUAGAAUUCCCUAUGGAAGAACAGGCAAUAAAGGACCAGGUCAGCGGCCUGUUAUAUUUUUGCAGCAUGGUUUGUUGUCAUCAACUGUCAGCUGGAUCUCCAACUUCCCCAAUAACAGCCUGGCCUUCAUUCUGGCAGAUGCAGGCUUUGAUGUGUGGAUGGGAAACAGCCGGGAUACGUAUUCCCGGAAACAUGCCACCUUGUCAACAAAUUCCAAAGAGUACUGGGCUUUCAGUUUUGAUGAAAUGGUGAGAUAUGAUCUUCCAGUCUCAAUUGACUACAUUGUGAAAAAAACUGGGCAGAAGAUAUAUUACGUGGGCCAUUCUCAAGGCACACUUCUUGGUUUCCUGGCAUUCUCUACCUUACCCCAGCUGGCUCAGAAGGUCAAAGCUUCAUAUGCAUUAGCUCCAGGGAUUUCUCUUAAGUAUGUCAGAAGUCUUCCUUUUAUGAUAUGCCAGUCAGUGCUGAAGCUUUUACUGGGUGACAAGGACUUUCUGCCUGAGACUGUCAUCACCAAGUUUCUGGUCACUGACAUAUGCAACAAUAAGAUAAUUAGUAUCAUCUGUGACAAAAUCAUCUUUGAGUUAUUUGAACCAAAAAAUUUAAACAUGAGCCGAAUUGAUGUCUACAUGUCACAUGGCCUCCAGGGAACAUCCAUCCAGAACAUUCUCCAUUACGCCCAGACUUUUCAUGACAUUCCAAAUGUUACACGAGCUUUUGACUGGGGGAAUGAAAAAGAGAACCUGGCUCACUAUAAUCAGGUACAACCUGUCAUCUAUGAGAGUGCCAACAGCAUUGUGGAGUGGUCAAAAAGAUUUGGUGACUAA
Monodelphis domestica (gray short-tailed opossum) is the source of this 1011-nucleotide messenger RNA. The record is from RefSeq and is a predicted model, not a curated record. Lineage: Eukaryota; Metazoa; Chordata; Mammalia; Didelphimorphia; Didelphidae.